UCAGAUAAUACUCCCCUGCCGCAGACACUGACACGCACAUUCCCCAUGGCGGCAGCCACGGCCUCGCGCCCCCUCACGCCCCUCCUCCACCGGCACCACCCUCGUAGCUGGCGGCGCGCGAGCGCCGUCGUCGUUGCCGCCGCGAGCACGCCGGAGGCCGAGCCGACGGCGGCCGGGUCGGGGCAGGAGAAGAAGAAGACGGUGGACACGAGGAUACACUGGUCGGACCCGGACGAAGGGUGGAUCGGUGGCAAGGCUAAGAAGGACGGCGCUGGCGGCGUUGGCGGCCGCAGCAAGAACGAGCCGCUGGGAGGGAGGUUUGCCGACCUCAUCAACGCCGCGUCCGAGUCUCACUACCAGUUCCUGGGGAUAGCGCCGGAGGCGGACAUCGAGGAGAUCAAGGCGGCGUACCGGCGGCUGUCCAAGGAGUACCACCCAGACACGACGACGCUGCCGCUCAAGGUGGCAUCGGAGAAGUUCAUCCGCCUCCGGGAGGUGUACAACGUGCUGAGCAAGGAGGAGUCCCGGCGGUUCUACGACUGGACGCUGGCGCAGGAGGCCGAGAGCCGGCGGCUGCAGCAGCUCAGGUCCAGGCUCGAGGACCCCUACGAGCAGGACAUCCAGAACUACGAGUCCGUGCCGGACAUGGUAGACCGCCUCGGCGGCAGGAACAUGAAGCUCAGCGACCAGGCCAUGACCGCGCUCACCAUCGAUUUUGUCAUCAUCAUCAUCUCCGUAAUCUGCAUCAUCUACGCUCUGUUCUUCAAGGAGCAGUACUGAUGGCAGCGUAUCAACAGCAGCAAGGUUGAAGGAGUGUACCAUAUACAGAACAGUAUUCCUAGGUAAAUUAACUGAUAAUACCUCAAGCCUGUCUUUAUAGAUGUUAUAUACAGUGUUAUGAUGUAAUGUCAAAUAGAACAAGAUAGCAACAAAUAAUUCAUGGUAUUUUGUCAACAA
Messenger RNA from Panicum hallii, 957 nucleotides. Its product is annotated as NAD(P)H-quinone oxidoreductase subunit T, chloroplastic. NCBI's taxonomy places the organism in Eukaryota, Viridiplantae, Streptophyta, Magnoliopsida, Poales, Poaceae. The transcript has 2 exons. The record is from RefSeq and is a predicted model, not a curated record. Bases 46 to 780 code for a protein of 244 amino acids.